Kwoniella shivajii is the source of this 762-nucleotide messenger RNA. RefSeq lists its product as uncharacterized. Gene Ontology annotation, cellular component: mitochondrion. The transcript is spliced from 9 exons. Gene Ontology annotation, molecular function: delta(3,5)-delta(2,4)-dienoyl-CoA isomerase activity. The record is from RefSeq and is a predicted model, not a curated record. Lineage: Eukaryota; Fungi; Basidiomycota; Tremellomycetes; Tremellales; Cryptococcaceae. The coding region runs from base 1 to 762 and encodes 253 amino acids.
AUGUGGAAAGAGCUUUGUGUAAUUAUGGAUCGAAUUUCAGCCUCACCAGAUGUGAAUGUCAUAGUACUGUCAUCUGCUGUCGAAAACAUCUUCACAGCUGGAUUGGACUUAAAUGCUCAAAAUGAGUUAAAUGGACCUGCUAUAGAUCCAGCAAGGAAAGCAAUCCAGCUGCGUGAACAUAUCUUGGAGUUCCAAAAUGCCAUUUCGUCUUUGGAGAGAUGCAGACAACCUGUCAUAUGUGCUUUGUAUGGUGUAUCUGUUGGUUUAGCAAUUGAUAUAGCAAGUGCAUGUGAUAUCAGAAUAGCAAGUGAUAAAACCACUUUUGGUAUAUUUGAAGUGAAUGUUGGCUUGGCAGCGGAUAUAGGGACCCUACAACGUUUCCCAAAGAUAAUAGGGAACGAUUCUAAAGCUAGAGAGUUAGCACUAACAGGUAGAAAAUUCAAUUCUUCAGAAGCCAAAGAAAUCGGUUUUGUAAGUGAAAUCGUUCAAGGUGGAAGAAAAGAUGUGAUUAAUGCCGCUGUGGAUAUGGCGAAAGCGAUAGCCAGUAAAAGUCCUAUAGCAGUAAUGAGUACGAAACAUCUCUUGAAUCAUGCCAGGGAUCAUUCCGUCGAAGAAGGUCUCAAGUACACGGCGACGUGGAAUGCGUCAAUGCUCCAAUCGACGGACACAGUUUUGGCAAUGAAAGCUGUGAUGGCAAAACAGGUACCAAAGUUCGCGCCUCUCAGUGAGCCUGCAAGUAUCAAAGCAAAGGCAAAGCUGUAA